UUUUAUUUCCUCUUUUCCAAUCUACUAAACACACACAUUUUCCUUAGAAAAAUAAACUAAGUGCAAGAAAAUGGACCCUUGGUCAUGGAUAUGCGAGCUUCCCGAAGCCCCCGAGUUCAGCGAGUCUGAUUCACAAACAGUGUUUCAGCUCGCAGGCGAUUUGACACGUUCGAUCAAACUUAGAGCCGAACGGGCUUCGGGUUCUGACCUAGAAUCUCACUCUUUCACCUUCAAAGUGGUAGCAGAGGGUUUUAACCUCCUUAAAACAUCAACCAUUUGGGUCUCCGACACAUGUCCCUUGUCGUCGGAGAAACCGUUCCUCCCUCUUGUUCUCCAGCUUCUUCAAGAACUAAUCACCCAUUCCCCUACCUCACGCGACGGCGCGUGCACAAAGUUUGAACUACUUGAAAUCAAACCAGGUCCGGUUAGCUGGGUCAUGGACUCUCACUCACCUGAAUCCUUCUCAUCAGUCUUUAAUCUAAUCUUCCUCACGCGCCUCUUCUGGCUGUGUGUAUUUGACGCGCCUAGCGAAGUAGGCUCUUUCUUCUUCCAACACCUACUAGGUCCACACGUGAACGCGCUAACAUGUCAACACGCACCUGUGUUACGAACGUUUCUGGUCUCACUUGGUGUAGACGCCGAGCUGUGUAUCGUACGAGCCGCUUCUUACGCCUUAUCCAAAUGGAUGAUCUCUAAAGAGAUAGGACUUGGUAAUCUCGGGUUGAAACAGUUGAGUAGUAGCCUCAUGCCUCGUCAUUCAUUGGGAUUUUCGUAUGCCACAGAAGCUCAUGGGCUUUGGAUCUUGAAAGGCUAUUUCCCAAUCUUGUCAAUGAACGUCACAAAUAAUAGCUCUAACGAGGUUCACAACAAGAUCGUCAAGUUUCCAUUCGUGGAGCCUAAAGAGGCUGUCUUACGUUACGCUUUGUCGCACCAACAAGCUGAAAUACUAGUACAGUUUGAAUACUCCGUUAGGUUCUACGAGAACUACAUAAAAGUGAACGCACGUGUAGAUAACAUACGCAUCCACGUGUCGAAGUUAGGGUUUCACAAAGGCGGAGUCGGCGUGGAGAAUCAGAUAGCGGAUUGUUACUCGGAAGAGAAGUACUUCCCUUCACGGGUACGGGUCUGGCUCGGGCCAGAACUCGGGUCGAGCCACGUAUCGGGGCUAAGCCUAGGAAGGUCAACGAAGAACGAAGAGAGAGAUAUCGAGGUGACUAGGGUGCUAAAGGGAAAUUUUGGAAAAGGUAAAGUGGCUCCAAGAGUCAAGGCAAGAGCAAGAAUGUCAACGAAGAGGAAGGUUAAAGAUUGGAGAAUCGAGCAGGAGAGUGAAGGAAACGCUGCUGUUUUCGAUGCGGUGUUGUACGAUAGAGAGAGCGGCCAAGAAGUGACAACGGUUAUGCCGAAGCCAACCCAAGAGGGUUUAAAGAAUGUGUUUACGAAGAGUGGAGGGAUGGUGUUUGGAAGGGAUGAGUAUGGAGAUGAAGUUGGGUGGAGAGUUGGGAGAGAGAUGGAAGGAAGUGUGUUGAAGUGGAGAAUGGGUGGCAAAAUUUGGCUAACUUAUUGGCCAAACAAGUUGAAUACUUUGUUUUAUGAGACUAGAUGUGUAGAGUGGUGUGAUGAGGUUGAUUUGCCUUUGCUUCCCACUUGUUAGAGUCGCAAAUUAAAUAAGAAAAAUAUAGGUACAUA
This is a messenger RNA of Arabidopsis arenosa, 1686 nucleotides long. The record is from the annotation of a GenBank genome assembly. Lineage: Eukaryota; Viridiplantae; Streptophyta; Magnoliopsida; Brassicales; Brassicaceae.